UGCCCGGCGGUGGGCUGGCGCGGUGACGCUGAUGGGCUCUGCCCCAGGUCCACCUGCAGACGCAGCAGGAGGUGAAGAUGCGGAUGAUGGGGAUGGCGAUGCGUGUGAUCCGCACUGACGGCUUCCUGGCUCUCUACAACGGGCUCAGCGCCUCGCUGUGCCGGCAGAUGACGUAUUCCUUGACCCGCUUUGCCAUCUACGAGACCGCGAGGGACCGCUUGGGCCAGGGCAGCCAGGGGCCUCCCCCCUUCUACCAGAAAGUGCUGCUGGGUGCAGUGGGAGGUUUCACUGGUGGGUUCGUGGGGACCCCCGCAGACAUGGUGAACGUCAG
This is a messenger RNA of Leptosomus discolor (cuckoo roller), 331 nucleotides long. NCBI's taxonomy places the organism in Eukaryota, Metazoa, Chordata, Aves, Leptosomiformes, Leptosomidae. The record is from RefSeq and is a predicted model, not a curated record.